Molecule: messenger RNA, 1182 nt
Organism: Brassica oleracea var. oleracea
Lineage: Eukaryota; Viridiplantae; Streptophyta; Magnoliopsida; Brassicales; Brassicaceae
Product: mitochondrial uncoupling protein 1-like
Exons: 9
Coding region: 102-1019 (305 amino acids)
Biological process (GO): mitochondrial transport; mitochondrial transmembrane transport
Cellular component (GO): mitochondrial membrane
Molecular function (GO): oxidative phosphorylation uncoupler activity
Source: RefSeq, a predicted model, not a curated record
UGAAACCAAGUUGCUUAAUUGUAAUCGUCGUCACUGUUCCCGUGAUUCCUCUCUUUCCCUCUGUGUUUAGUAACCCCGAACGUCUCUGUGGAUCGAAGAAGAUGGUAGCUGCUGAUAGCAAACCCGACCUUACGUUGCCCAAAACUUUCGCCUGCAGCGCCUUCGCUGCCUGCGUCGGCGAGGUAUGUACGAUUCCGUUGGACACUGCCAAAGUUAGGCUUCAACUCCAAAAGUCUGCAAUAGCUGGAGAUGUUACUUUGCCUAAGUAUCGGGGACUGUUGGGGACUGUUGGUACCAUUGCAAGGGAAGAAGGCCUUCGCUCACUAUGGAAAGGUAUUGUACCGGGACUGCACCGUCAGUGCCUCUGUGGAGGUCUAAGAAUCGGAAUGUAUGAGCCGGUAAAAAACUUGUACGUAGGGAAAGACCAUGUAGGUGAUGUUCCGUUGAGCAAGAAAAUCCUUGCUGGGUUGACAACAGGCGCUUUGGGUAUCAUAGUAGCGAAUCCCACUGAUCUUGUGAAAGUUAGACUUCAGGCUGAAGGAAAACUAGCGGCAGGUGUUCCAAAACGGUACACUGGAGCGCUGAAUGCGUAUUCAACAAUUGUGAGACAGGAAGGAGUCCGAGCUCUUUGGACUGGUCUUGGACCUAAUGUAGCACGAAACGCUAUCAUCAACGCUGCUGAAUUAGCAAGUUACGAUCAAGUGAAACAGACAAUCUUGAAGAUUCCUGGUUUCACUGAUAACGUUGUCACACAUAUUCUAUCUGGACUGGGAGCAGGGUUCUUUGCUGUAUGCAUCGGUUCCCCUGUUGACGUGGUGAAAUCAAGAAUGAUGGGUGAUUCUGCUUACAAAAACACUAUAGACUGCUUCGUCAAAACACUACAGAGCGACGGUCCUAUGGCAUUUUACAAAGGCUUCAUCCCCAACUUUGGACGCCUUGGCUCAUGGAACGUCAUCAUGUUUUUGACACUUGAACAGGCAAAGAAGUAUGUCCGGGAACUAGAAUCGUCCAAAAAAUAAUACUACACACAAAGUUUGCAGAAGAUAGAAUAAGAGCACCAAUGUUUUCUUCUUAACUUUGGUGGUCGAGAGAGGACUAGUAUCAUCCAGAACUUCAUCUAACACUGUUCUUGGAACAGAGUAGUAGUUUUCAAGCAAAACUUUGAAAUAAAAUUUCUGUGGG